AUGCCUCUAUUAACCGUCGAAAGAUGGAGAGUCUCUGUCCUACUCUCCCAUUUCAAAAAGCUGAUACCCUUUUCCUAAAUUCCCCAUUUUCAUAUCUUUUUCCUGUGCAAUCUGUAAUAUUCUGCGUCGAAGGCUGCUAUCGCACAAAGGAGUCCUUUUUCUCGUACAAAUUCAAUGUUCGCUCUAAGCUUUUUCGAAAUUUAUGGAGCCAACAGCUGAUUCCAAUUGAGUGGACUUAACGAAAUUCUCCAAGCUUUUCGUUUCUUUUCUAUUUAAAAGGCGAAGGUAGCUAGAACAUACCCACGCUGCGAUCGCUAACUUUAGCUUUGAUUAUUUGCUUGGUGCCCCAACUUAUACGAUCCGGCGUCAAAAUUGUGGAUAGCCACCGAUUGAUUUGACAUGGGUUACAUUCAGGGAUAUGAUGAAAAUAACCAGCAGACAGAUAUCGGUUCAGCUGUCCGCAAUGGAAGAGAAAUACUUUUGCAGGCUUUUAACUGGGAAUCUCAUAAGCACGACUGGUGGAGAAAUUUAGAAAAGAAGGUUGCUGACAUUGCAAAAUCUGGGUUUACUUCAGCAUGGUUACCACCACCUACUCAGUCCUUUGCACCUGAAGGUUACCUUCCGCAGAAUCUUUAUUGUCUAAACUCUUCAUAUGGUUCUGAACACCUCUUAAAAGCUUUACUUCAAAAAAUGAAGCAACAUAAAGUAAGGGCCAUGGCCGAUAUUGUCAUUAAUCACCGUGUUGGGACUACCCAAGGGCAUGGUGGAAAGUAUAACCGUUAUGAUGGGAUUCCAAUGCCAUGGGACGAACGUGCUGUCACAUCUUGUACUGGUGGCCUGGGUAAUCGAAGCACGGGUGACAACUUCCAAGGGGUUCCGAAUAUUGAUCAUACCCAACAUUUUGUUCGGAAAGAUAUUAUAGGAUGGCUGAAGUGGUUACGUAACACAGUUGGCUUUCAAGACUUUCGCUUUGAUUUCGCAAGAGGUUACUCGGCAAAAUAUGCGAAAGAAUACAUUGAAGCAGCAAGGCCAAUAUUUUCUGUUGGGGAAUAUUGGGAUUCUUGCAACUACAAUGGCUGUUAUUUGGAAUACAACCAAGAUAGCCACCGUCAACGGAUCGUGAAUUGGAUUGAUGGUACUGGACAGCUCUCAACUGCAUUUGACUUCACAACGAAGGGAAUUCUUCAGGAAGCUGUUAAGGGACAGUUAUGGCGUCUGCGUGACUCUCAAGGGAAGCCACCAGGUGUAAUGGGAUGGUGGCCCUCAAGGGCUGUCACAUUCAUUGAUAACCAUGAUACAGGCUCAACGCAGGCCCAUUGGCCCUUCCCUUCAAAUCAUGUUAUGGAGGGUUAUGCAUACAUACUUACACACCCAGGAAUUCCAACAGUUUUCUAUGACCAGUUUUAUGACUGGGAUACCUCCAUUCAUGACCAAAUAGUGAAACUGAUUGACAUUAGAAAGCGCCAAGACAUCCACAGUCGAUCAUCUAUCAGGAUUUUUGAGGCCCAGCCAAACCUCUAUUCUGCAAUGAUUGGGGAGAAAGUGUGCAUGAAGAUUGGAGAUGGAUCCUGGUGCCCAUCUGGCAGAGAAUGGACACUGGCAACCUGUGGGCAUAAAUAUGCUGUGUGGCACAAGUAAUUCCCAACUUAUUCCUGGAGUGUAAUGGGGUGAUUUGGUAGAGAUCAUGUUCUACAGCCACUAGCUAGAAUUAUAUUGCUACUGUAUGAAUAAUACUUUUCAUCUCCAAUUUUGCAUUGGAAAAUAUUGUACGGAGUUUUAUCCUGAAAACUAAUCUAAAAUAAGACUCCAUGAAUGUUGCUUCUGAUUCUUUGUUUAGAAUAGUAAAUAAAUACCAUGUCUUUAAUAA
Molecule: messenger RNA, 1867 nt
Organism: Jatropha curcas
Lineage: Eukaryota; Viridiplantae; Streptophyta; Magnoliopsida; Malpighiales; Euphorbiaceae
Gene: AMY2
Product: alpha-amylase-like 2
Biological process (GO): carbohydrate metabolic process
Molecular function (GO): alpha-amylase activity; calcium ion binding
Source: RefSeq, a predicted model, not a curated record